AUGUCCAGGGCGGAGGCUGAGCCUGCAAUGCUGUGCCGUGCUUUUUCGGGGAGAGGGGAAGAGGGGAAGAGGGGCUCGCUUGCCUCUGUUCGCUCCUUCCCCAUCUACCUACAUAUACCGUCCACUAUCUACUGUACAUCACCUGGCCCCUGUCCACUUCGAUCAUCAACAAGAUCACCGCAGCAUGGUCAACGUGGUCAAGUCAAAAGUCUCAAAGCGCUACAGCCUGCAUUGCGCAAUGCCACUCAAGUGUAA
Plenodomus lingam JN3 is the source of this 255-nucleotide messenger RNA. RefSeq lists its product as uncharacterized. The record is from RefSeq and is a predicted model, not a curated record. Lineage: Eukaryota; Fungi; Ascomycota; Dothideomycetes; Pleosporales; Leptosphaeriaceae.